Messenger RNA from Vollenhovia emeryi, 8878 nucleotides. RefSeq lists its product as uncharacterized. Gene Ontology annotation, cellular component: cytoplasm. Gene Ontology annotation, biological process: proteolysis; peptide catabolic process. Gene Ontology annotation, molecular function: zinc ion binding; peptide binding; metalloaminopeptidase activity. The transcript has 34 exons. NCBI's taxonomy places the organism in Eukaryota, Metazoa, Arthropoda, Insecta, Hymenoptera, Formicidae. Bases 384 to 8852 code for a protein of 2822 amino acids. The record is from RefSeq and is a predicted model, not a curated record.
UACGCAGUAAUUUCACAUAGCAUAUAGUCUUAAGUCGACAACGAAGCGUAAACAUUGCUGGGCGUUGUGUUGUGUAAUUAGAUCUUCCGUGAACUUUAAUUCCAUGAACCCAAUUGCAAUAAGUUAUUAAAAAAGUAUUAGUAUUGUGUGAGAGUAUCAGUAAGAAUAGUACUGAUUAUUCUAGACGCGUGCGCGAACGUGGCCGUAUGUGCGUGCGCGGGCACGCAUGUGUAUGUGUUCUUUGGUUUAUCUAUCUCAUUGUCAAGUGUAUUAUAACGUAAAGUGAUAUCUUUCCGCGAAUUUCAUACAAGCCAAAGAAAUUGAUUAAUGAGAUUUUUUAAAAUCGCUUGAACAAAUCCGUUUCCUGCGCCGACAGAAUUAUCAUGUCUAAUCACUCUCCAUUAUUUCUGUUUAUAUUAAUGAUUUUUAUCGCUUUUGCGAGUUUGACGUUUGCGUGUAAUAAUGAAAAUUCGCACGACGUUUCCGCGCGGUAUCGAUUACCUAAGAACAUCGUUCCUAUAUCCUACGACCUAUCGAUCUACACGCAUCCCGUCGACGCGGAUUACAAUGGUCACGUACGGAUCAUCUUGCGAGUGCUCGAGAAAACAGAUUUCAUCGUGCUGCACGUGGAUGCAUUAAGAAUACAAGCAAAUGCAUCUUUAUCGGAUAGAUCGGGUCGGUUGACUCGGAUUUUGCGUUACACUCACGACGAAGGAACACACAUGCUUACGAUUAAACUCGAGCGUGCACUAAGUCCUGCACAAUACACGUUAGAAGUAUCCUUCAAAGGACGCAUCGCAAAUGAUGUAUUCGGCUUUUACGCAAGUCUGUACGAAGUUGAUGGCAAACUGAGACGAAUUGGCGUAACGCAAUUUUCACCCACAUACGCACGUCGCGCAUUCCCUUGUAUGGACGAGCCGUAUUUGAAAGCGGAAUUCCAAUUGCAUAUUGGCCACCAUAAGGACCAAAAAGCGACGAGCAAUACUCCAGUGGAGUCGAUACGAACAGAAAAUGAUACCUACCACGUGACCACAUUUCGCCGCACGCCGCGAAUUUCCACAUACUUGGUAGGAUGGACGGUUCAUAAUUUUGUCGUGGAACGAUCAAGGAUUUCGGAGGACUUCAAGAUGUGGACGCGAGACUCCAUGAAGCUUCGCGGAUCGACAGCCUUGAAUCGCGGUCAGGCGGUUUACUCGGCGCUGCAGACGUGGCUGGUGGUGAAAAGCCCGCUCGUGAAGGUCGAUCAAUUCGCAAUACCGGAUUUCAAUUUCAACGCGAUGGAAAAUUGGGGCCUCAUCACUUACCGAGAGUCCGUAGUGCUGCACGAGCACGGGACUCCGACGAGAAAAUUGGUGGAUGGACUCUCAACGAUGGCUCAUGAAUACGCUCACAGUUGGUUCGGCAAUCUGGUGACGCCCGAAUUUUGGGACGUCGUCUGGUUGAAGGAGGGCUUCGCCACGUAUUUCCAAUACUUUGGCGUGUCUUUGGCGGAACCGGAUCUGAGAAUGAUGAAUGUAUUCGUAGUAGAUUGCCUGCAGCCAACAUUACUCGCAGAUUCCGACAAUCAUACGCGCACAUUAAACGGCCGAGAGGUCGGGAGCCGCGAUAGCAUUAUGGCUACGUUGGAUUUCGUCUCUUAUAAAAAAGGUGCAUCCAUAAUUCGCAUGAUUAAUCAUACUAUUGGAAGUAUAGCAUUCCAAUUAGGUCUACAAAAUUAUUUGCGCGAGAUGUCGUAUCAAGCAGCCACUCCAUCUGACUUAUAUCGACACUUGCAAACUGCAUUAAAUAAAUCAGAGCAAUUAUACAGACAAAUAUCUAUAAAAGACAUUGUAGAAUCCUGGGCAAACCAGCCAGGAUAUCCUUUGGUGAUCAUUACGCGAAAUUAUACGACGAAGACCCUCUUUGCCUCGCAAGAACGAUUUUAUCUCAACCGUCAAGCAGAGCAAUUAGAUUCCGAAAAAUCGGGUUGGUGGAUACCGUUAACCUUCGUUACCGAAAAAUCGAAUUCCGUAUCUGAUCGAACCACUACGGCUGUCUGGUUGAAGCCACAGGACAAGAGCACGAUAAUUGGUUCAGUCGAGACGAAUUCCUGGGUGAUUUGUAAUAUCCAGCAAAUUGGAUAUUAUAGAGUCAAUUAUGAUAAGAAUAAUUGGGAAAUGCUUACUCAUUACUUAAAGUUGAAGAAUUUCAAGAAAAUACAUGUGAUAAAUAGGGCUGCACUUCUAGAUGACGCCUUUAAUCUAGCUAGAGCCGGUUACGUGGACUAUUCCAUUCCAUUUACUCUUGCGAGAUAUCUCACUCGCGAAACCGAUUAUGAACCAUGGGUUGCUGCGGUAAAUAAUUUCAAUUUUCUCAAUCACGUUUUAGCCUGUUCACCGCGUGUACAACGACUUUUUCAGAAUUAUGCAAAUCGCUUGCUUAAACCAAUAUACGGUCUAUUAAGCUUUGUGGAAAAUUCCGUGGACAGUUCAAUAGCGAAACUCCAUCGCGAAUUGAUUCUAUCUACUGCAUGCUCGGUCAACAACGUCCACUGUUUAAAGACAUCAAAAGCUCUAUUUAAUUCGUGGAUUUUAUCUGAGAAAAGCACAAUACCAGCAAAUCUCAAGAGUUUCGUGUAUUGCGUGGGCAUUCGCACGGGCAAUGAUAAUGAUUGGCACACAGUUUGGAAGAGAUUUCUGCGCACUGACUUACAUGCAGAGCAGGAACUCUUACUGAGUGCACUCGGAUGUACUAAAACUCCUUAUUUAAUCGACAGAUAUCUCAGUACGUCCAUGACACAUGAACUCAAACUUCGCAAACAAUACAGGAUGACAAUAGUCAAUGCCGUUUUAAAUGGCAAUCCCGAAAACGUUAUUUAUGUCAUUCGUUUUAUUUACAAUAAUUUGCAUACAAUUCUUGAACUGAGAGGAAUAGAUUUCUUAACCAAAAUACUUACUGCUAUAGGCGAUAAAGUUAUUACGGAAAUUCAAUUAAACCAGCUUCGCUUAUUUGUGGAUGAAAACAUUGAACACUUAGGGUCAGCAUUGAAUUCAGCAAAGAAAGCCAUAACUGUGUCUACUUUAUCCGUAAAAUGGAUCAAUAAAUUUUUACCUGCUAUCGAAAAAUCAUUGUUAUUUAAUUAUUAUCGCGUUAUCAGCGGUACAAUGUUAACGAUGAGAUCCUUGUUGUCAUUGCUGCUUCUUCUAGCAGCUUGCUGGGCAAGCGAUCCUACUUAUGAUGACGUACCUCCUCAGUUUAUUCAAGAAAGUGUAGACAACUAUAGAUUACCAAGCGAUGUCAUACCUAUUGAAUAUAACAUCAAAUUGGUGCCAACUUUCGAGUCCGAAAAGGACAAUUUUACUUUCGAAGGAAAUUCUGAGAUCACUCUGGAGAUUAAGAAACUUACACAUACCAUAACGUUCCAUGCUAAAGACCUUACAUUUUUUGAAAAUGGCAUUUUGUUAAAAUACGGCUCAGAAGGAAAACCUCUGACACCAAAAUUGACGACGGAUCUGCAAAAAGACUUUGUGAUACUCACUUUUGACGAAGAACUUGUAACAACAAAAAAUGCAAAAUUAUCUUUACAUUACAAGGGAAAAUUAAAUGAAGAAUUACGUGGAUUCUACAAAAGUUCUUACCAGACUAAAGAAGGAAAAACGAAGUGGCUUGCAACGACUCAGUUUGAACCAGUAAACGCACGACAGGCCUUCCCGUGCUGGGACGAACCACAAUUAAAAGCACACUUUACCAUUACUAUUACAGUCCCUGCAAAUCAGGAUUACAAAGCAAUUUCAAACAUGCUUGGAACAACUACGAAAGAAACAACGAUUUUCAAGAAGACACCAAAAAUGUCCACUUACCUUGUGGCUUUUGUAGUUUCGGAUUUUGCGGCCCUAUCGAACGAGAAAGGUACUUUUAGCGUUUUGGCGAAACCUACGGUAGAUAACAGCUCGAAGUCCUUCGCAUUUGAAUACGGACAGAAAGCGUUGGAGGAACUAAAUAAUUUUACUAACAUCGAUUAUUACGGAACUGAGAUGCAAAUGGACAAGCUGGAUCAAAUUGCAAUACCAGAUUUCGCGGCUGGUGCUAUGGAAAAUUGGGGCCUUGUGACGUACAGAGAACCUCGACUUCUAUACACUGCGGGUAAAACAACCACGGAAGAAAAGCAGGCUCUAGCAACAGUAAUAGCUCACGAAUUCUCUCACCAGUGGUUCGGUAAUUUAAUUACUUGCGAAUGGUGGAAUUAUAUCUGGUUGAAUGAAGGUUUUGCUACUUUCUUCCAAUAUUAUAUUUCUGAUAAGGCUGUUCCAAAACUGAAAGACGCUCAAGAGUCGUGGCGACUUAUGGAACAAUUUGUUAUUAAAAAUGUGCAAGCAUCGUCAUUCGUUGUUGAUGCAAGAAGUAAAUCUCGUGCAUUGAAUCCUAAAACCAAUGUACAGACUCCUACCCAAAUUCGGAGCUUGUUCGACGACAUUGCCUACAAAAAGGGCGCUUCUAUUCUUCAUAUGAUGUACGGUUUCUUAACGGAACCAGUCUUCAAGAAAGGACUUGAAAAAUAUCUACGUGACCACAUGGGCGACUCUGUUAAUUCUGACAAUUUCUUUAAUGAUGUCGAGAACUCCGAUAAGAAAACCGUGGAAGAGUAUUUGCCGAAAAAAUCUACACUUAAAAGUGUUAUGGACAAUUGGGUAAACGAACCUGGAUAUCCUGUUAUCACCGCCACAUGGGACAACACAACAGCUGGUGUACUUAAUAUAACGCAGGAACGAUUUUUCUUAGUGAAAUCAGCGAAAAAGAGUAAAACUCAGUGGUAUAUACCUAUCAAUUAUGUAACAGAACAGUCGCCCAGAGAAAUUAUGCCCGCGGAUAAAAAAGAUCGCUGGAUGAUACCCGAAGAAUCUAAAUCAUUCAACCAAUUGAAUAACUCGAUAUGGAUACUUUUCAACAAGGAUCAAACAGGAUACUAUCGUGUAAAUUAUGACGUUGAAAACUGGCAGCGUUUAGCGACGUAUUUAAACACGAAAGAUUACGUGAAUAUAAGCGCGGUUAACCGUGCCCAAUUGAUCGACGAUGCAUUAAAUCUCGCGCGUGCAGGACACUUGGAGUAUAAGACUGCCUUGCAAGUUACAUUGUAUCUGAACAGGGAGACCGAUUAUAUUCCGUGGUAUGCCGCUGUCAGAGCUUUCAAUUAUUUGGACACUGUAUUACUGGGCGGGAAUAGCUACACAGCAUAUCAUAAAUACGUAGCUAGUAAGAUACAAGCUUUCUCAACGAGUGCCAACUACACUGGUACGGAAGACGGUGACCAUAUAAAUAAACUUUCCAAAGUGUUGGCAUUAAACACGGCUUGUAAAUACGGAUUGAAGGACUGCGUGGAGUUUGUUGAUGAAAAGCUCAAGGAAUGGUUAGAGAAGAAGGAUGAGGAAGUUGAAAAGAACCUCUCACCAGAUCUGAGAAGUGGAAUUAUCUGCGCGGGAUUACGAAAGGCAGAGUAUGAAACAUGGAAUACAACUCUGCAAAAGUACAAAUCUAGCAAAGAUAAAGAUGAACAGGCGGACAUUUUGGCCGGUCUUGGUUGCGCGUCCAAGGAAACUGCCCAGAAAUUCCUCGCGUUAACUCUUGAGGAGAGUCCUGACGUCGAUAUUUUCGCUGCGAUGAACUCGAUAUGUGACGGUAAUGCCGAAACCUUCGACAUCCUCGUGCAAUUCAUUAACGAUAAUAUUGAAAAGGUCCACAAGGCAGAUAAAGAAGAUAACUCGUUGCUCAUUGCCCUCCUGAAUAAACUUUCUAACAGAGUAGUAACAGCAGAGCAAUACAAAGAGUUGUCGCUACUCAUUCACGGACAGCUGCAGGAGACCGAGAAAGUUGAAGGAUUUGUCGUCGCGAUACACAAUCUUGCUUGGAUUAAAACUUAUCGGGGAGAAGUUGAAAAAUGGAUAGUAGAUAAUUGUAAAGCUUGUGAAAACGCCAAACCAGACUCUGCAAGCUCUAUUACUUUGACGUCGUUCAUUCUGAUUGUUUCAUUGUUGUUCACACGAUUCUAUUAUGUCAGCAAAACAGCAACGUUUUGGCAAACCUUAGCAGAAUAUUUGCGCAAUUUAAUUGCUGUGGUGUUACGACGAGCUGCCGCUACGAGGCGUCUCAUAUUCGUAUUCGAAAGAAGAGUUAGUAUGGCGUUUCUCAAAGUAUUAGUAAAUGUCGGCCUAAUAUUCACCGUCAUAACGGCUCUUCCUGUUGACGGAAAUUCAGAAAAUAACUCGAGCGCGACGGUCAAUUACCGUUUACCAGACAACGUUGUGCCGGUGCACUACGACAUCGAAUUAAUACCUUACAUUGAAGAGGAUAAUUUUACCUUCGAUGGUAAAUCUCACAUCAUAAUCGAGGUUCGUCGUGCAACGCGGGACUUAAGUUUGCACGCGUUGGACUUGACGAUAAAUGAAGAAGUGACGUCAGUGGUCAGAAGUGACAUGCUUACCUACGCACCGACCGCUCAUAAUUAUAACAAUGAAACACAAAUCUUAACCUUUCACUUUGAUGACGAGUUACCUCUUGGAAUUUACAGUUUAUAUGUACAAUUCGUCGGUAUUCUAAACGACGAAUUGCAUGGCUUCUUCAGAACAUCAUACAUUAACGAAAACGGAGAUAAAGUGUGGUUGGCCGCAACGCAUUUCGAGGCAACUUGGGCGCGACGGGCGUUUCCAUGUUGGGACGAGCCGGCAUUAAAAGCCACUUUCAAUAUCUCCAUGAAACAUCGUCGAAACUACACAGCUGUGUCAAAUAUGCCGAUACGGGAUCAAUCGAACGACGAAGAUGAUAUGAUAUGGACACACUUUGACACCACUCCCGUCAUGUCCACCUAUCUCGUAGCAUUUGUAGUGUCCGAUUAUGUUCGUGUUCCUAACGCAGAUGAAACGCUCAACAUGUGGUGCAGAGCAGCACUGGCUCCGUAUUCAAAAUUUGCACAGGAGGUCGCUCAAAAGGCUAGAGAAAUAUUGAUAGAAUAUACUAACAGCACCUAUCAAGUCCCGAAAGUGGAUCAUUUAGCAGUUCCGGAGCUGACAGCUGGCGCCAUGGAAAAUUGGGGACUCAUUAUUUAUCGUGAAAAGGACUUUGCAUACAAUGAAGAGAAAGAUUCGCUGAGUCAUAAACAAAAUGUAGCAGUGACAGCAGCACAUGAAAUGGCGCAUCAAUGGUUUGGAAAUUUAGUUAGCCCGUUAUGGUGGUCUCACGUGUGGCUAAACGAAGGAUUUGCAGCAUUUUUCGAAGAACACAUUCUCAAUGAGAUUUUCAAACAAUGGCGAAUAUUGGACCUAUUUCUUGUCACGAUUCAGCACUCAAAUCUUUAUACUGAAAUUGAAGAUGAGAAUGUAAUGCCUAUUACAUUCGAGACCAAUAAACCCAAAGAGAUUCAAUCACUCUUCUCUUCUACCAGUUACAGAAAAUCACCUGCCAUACUGCGCAUGGUACAGCAUACUAUUACCGCUGAAGUAUUUCGAAACGGUAUAAUUAAAUAUAUACACAAACAUCAAUUUGGGUCGGUUACUUCUGACGACUUGUGGAACGCCCUGCAAGCAGCCCUUGAUGAAUCAAAUGUUCCACAUAAUGCUUACAAAUUGAAAGAGGUAAUGGAUCCCUGGAUAAAACAAAAGCAUUAUCCUCUGGUACGCGUGACCCGAAAUUACGAAACUGGCGAAGUAAUACUAACGCAAGAACAUUUCCGUCCAAAAAGCAAAAAUGAGCAUACCGAUAGCAAUAAGUGGUGGAUACCUUUAAAUUUUGCUACGCAAACAAAUCCCGACUUUUCCAAUACUCUGCCCACACAUUGGCUGAGACCACAAGAUAAAAAUAUAAGUAUUGAUGGCAUCGACCCAGAUGAUUGGGUUAUAGUCAAUGUACAACAAAUGGGAUACUAUCGCGUUAAUUACGACGAUACGAACUGGCGAAAAAUUGCGAGUUAUCUCAAUUCUGACAAUUAUACAAAAAUACACGUGCUUAAUCGAGCUCAAAUCAUUGAUGAUGCCUAUUAUCUUAUGAUAACACAGCAUCUCGAUAUUGAGAUGUUUAUGGAUCUCGCAAAUUACCUGUCUCGGGAAACAGAUAUUGUAGGGUUAUAUCCUAUGUUCAGUGUAUUAGAACUCUCAUUGGAUUUUUACGACUUUCCAGAAUCUAAUUAUUUCAAGCAAUAUAUGCUGCGUAUUUUGGAUGAACUUAUCAAAAAUAUAGGAUAUGAAGAAGGUCCGGGCGAGGAUGAUCAUACAAAACUUAAGAGAUAUAAAAUUCUAAAAUGGGCAUGUCAUUUUGGACAUUCGGAAUGCAAAAGAAGGGCCACUGUUAAAUUAAAUGAAUUUCUUGCAGAUCCUGUAACACACAAAGUACCCUUAGACUUAACAAAAUGGAUGUAUUGUAAUGGUAUAAAGGGAGCCAACGUGUCUACUUGGAAUAAAGUAAUGGAUGUAUAUUUAAUAAAUCAAGAUUCAGAUAUAUUAGGAUACUUGGCAUGUUCUGAAAAUCCUGAUAUAAUAAUCAAUUUUAUAAAUACAAGUGUUUCAAAUUACUCCACCGACGAUUACUAUAGCAUUAUUACAAAUAUUGCUGAUAAACAUUCAGAUAACGACGCAGUACUGGACUAUAUGUUAGCAAAUUUAGAAGAAAUAACCCCAAAGAAUAUAUAUAUCGAUAAGUCGGAAAAACUACUAAAUUUUAUUAUCCGGAGCGUGCGUUCUCAUGAACGAUUGGACAAGAUCAAGGAAUUCGUGAAAAGUAAAUACGAAGACACAAAGUCCAAAAAGAUUCAGCACUUGAUAGAAAGCCACAAAUCUGAACUGACGGAUUAUUUUAAUAAGUUUCCAUUCUAUUCCAACCGUGUACAGUAAAACAAACUUAUCGAGAAUUAUUUUGC